AUGUUUCGCCUGUUCUUCUUGAUGACUUUGGCCAUUUUCUUGGCCGCUUCCUUUGGAACUUCGCAGAACAAUUCUUCAAAUCAGGUAACUUUAUUAUGUCCGAGUAUCUAUAUUGGCAAGGGAACUGUUCAGGUGCGGUUUUCUUAGCUUUCGAGACUCUGGACAACGCUGUUUCUGGACAACGCUGUUUUUAAUCCGUUCAAUAUCUUGGUUGCAAACUAGAAACUCAGCUAUCAGAGACACAACUUUAAUUUAUCAUUGAUUUCACAGGCAGAAAUUGAAGGGAUAUGCACCGUAGAUAUGGCGUCGGAUACAGCAUUCAAGGCUUUAGAUAAUUUUGCACAUUUCGGCUAGCAUAUGGGCUAUCAUCUUUAGUUUUCAUGAGAUUAUUAAAGGAAAGAAAACAAAGUAGUUGCACUCCAUGCACGAAAACCCAGGGUGGAAAAAAGGGGGUAAAAUUACAGUGUUUGAUUGGUAAGGGGAAAGUCUGAAAACCGUUGGGUCGAGAAUUUCUCGCGAACAGCACGCGCCAACAGCACGCGCGUGUGAACUUACGCGUGAACAUCGCUCUCUCGUUACCAGUCACCUCUUAAUGAGAAACGAACGCCUGUGGAAUAUUUGCCAACUGGGCAAAAAUGUUUUCUCUAAAGAUCUCAGGAAUAUUUUAAAAGUUAUCUUUUACAAGUUGAUCCAAAUCUACCGUGUUCGACUCUCUUCGACUCCUAAAAUAAUUCCCGGGAAGCAGAGCGUCAAUCAGAGAAGCUUGAUUAAGGAGAUUGAUUGUUUAAAUGGCUGUUACUCUUUACAAAAAAUCGUGAGGUCGAAAAGAUGAGCUCAGGUGAGUUUAACUCUUUGACGACUGUUGUUCUUUUUGGUGCUAAUUUUUGAAUCAUGAACAUUUUCCUUCAUGGAUCCAUUCAGCUAUCCAUUUAAGCUCUUAAGAUGGUAAACAGCAAAAUCAGCAAGGAUAGAUCUUUCCACAGGGACGGUCAUUUUAGCACAUUGUGACCAAUCCUAACAGUGUUAAUGCAUCGGUCAAUUCUACUCUACAAUGACUACAAUGGGGACUACUCGUAGUCUAACAAAAAAGCUGCUUAAUUAUAAUCAAUUAGCAGAAAAAUAUGCUUUGAGUGUCAAAAAUGUCUUUUUAGCCAUUCCCAUGCUAGCUAGCCAAAAACCGCUCCAAUAAGGAGGAUUUAGUCAAAAAUACAGUUUUUUGCUUCAAAAUGGCUGUAAUAUAAAAGAGUUAAUUUUACACUGGUAAGCUUAUAAAAGCUUAAAACUUACACUACGUACUUUUGUGUCGCUUGUUUGCUAAUUGCUUAGUCUUUGCAGCUAAGGCCUGUUUCAAAUGUUGUGCUACUGCCGUGCCCUACUCAAUUGAUCGAAUUGAAUUUGACUUUAGCACGGCAGUAGCGCGACGUGUGAAACCAAGUUGUGCUACCCCCAUGCCUAACUCAAUUCAUGAAUUAUGAAAUACAUUAGAAUAUAUUUAAAAGUUUGCUAAGCCGCUUCUUUAUUUUUGUGUUUUGUUUUUGGCAACAGCCAUUCUAUUCGACUGUCAUUGUGUGAAUUAAAUUCGACGUCUCAAACCAAGACGUGCUAUUGUCGUGCUGCAGUCAAGCUACAGUCGAGCCAGCUUAGUGCGGCAGUAGCACGACGUUUGAAACAGGCCUAAGUAUAUUAUUGGACCUUAAGUGAGUUUAAAUAUUCUGCAUUGGCCUUUAAAAAAAAGAACUGUUUUAUUGUGAAGUUUGUUUUCAAAUUAUGUUCCUUUUUCUGUCAAUAAAACUGACCGAUUUGACCUUAUCGAAGGUUAGUUUUUCACUGCUACUUGAACACUCUUAUAAUAUCACUACUAUUUAAACACUCUUAUAACGUUUAUUUCUAGGUAGAUACAGCGAAAUUCGUUGUAUUGCGCGGCGUGUUUUGCAAACGUAGAGGGGAUUUUGGGUUUUUCUGUUCCGUCAAUCAUAUUAGUGAAGGCGGGGUUAAUAUAAUGCAAAUCACAAUGUAAUGUGCUUGCCCAGCUUGGCUGAGAAUGACUCUAGACUGCUCAAGAAUAGCGAAGGAAAUCGCGAUAGUGAGUGGAUUUAUUGUUAAGGAAGGAGGCAGAUGUUGCUUUAUUCUUGCAAGUAACAAGAAUGAGAAAGAUCAUAAAAAUCUGCAAAGCAAACUAAACUGGUCGAUUAUUGCCCAAAAAAGGACAAUCACAAAGCAAUGAACCUUGAAAUGCGAAACAAACAAAACGGAUCAAAAUUCACCAAUCACGAGUCACAAACCAUGACUUUUUGAACUCGUGCAAGUAAACAUGUGUUUCCUAAGAGGUCUGCUAAGAUGAUUGAUGGAACAGAAAAACCCAAAAUAUGCAUAAUGCACGGCGCGAUUCAAUGAAUUUCGCUAUAAUAUGUUGAUCAAUAUAUUGAAUGGAUGUAUAUUUGUAGUUUUUUAUGACAUUAUUGUGAUUAUUGUAAUUCACAGCUUUUGGGAAGAUCAAAGUGCAAUGUAAUGUAAUUUUUUAUCAAAUCUAUAUAGCUAUCUAUCUAUCUAUCUAUCUAUCUAUCUAUCUAUCUAUCUAAAAACACAGGAGUGAAGGGUUCCAUCUAACAUGAACAUGGGAACAUGGAGGAACACAACCCCAUUUACUUUCCCUACUAAAAUAAAAGAACUCGGAAAAAGUGGAUCAGUCACAUGGACUUUUCUUUUCUCUCUUUGGUUCCAUUUUCUUUAGAUAAUUAAUAUAUUUUUCAAAAUGUGUCAGUCAAUGCUGUAAUAGCUCAAACUUUUCUACCAGGCGUGAGAAUAGAACACAGGUGUGAGUAGGAGUGAGAUCAAAGUUUUUUGAUCCACGGGCAUAACAAUUGCUCCUUAGGUGUGAUACGUGGCAGGUAUAAUAAUUUCCUUAUUGCAACUCAGUUUAUGCUAGAGCAUUUUCAUAUCAUUUAUCUAGAGUUUGCAGUCUUCCUUAGGUGAUGAAAGUAUGUUAAAUUUCCCACUCUAACAGACUAAUGGAUCUGCAGCAAAGUCUAAAAGCUGUAAAGUUGUACCUCAAGCUGGUUGCUGUAAGGAUGGUGAGUUGGCAAUAAUUGUAAAAAUUGAUUUGCAGCAGAAUGAUUAUCCAUGGAUGUUGAAAAAAAAAACCAGCUAUCAAAAACGAAAAAAACUCUUCUUAGUAGGUUAAAAUUUACCAGACAUUGAGCUAAAGGCCAGAAAAGUACAUAAUCAUGGUGGCGGGAUCAGUUCAAGUUGCUCAGGUUCUGCUGUAUUCAGGUUGUGUCAGGUUUCAUCAGUAGUUCAGUUGUGCUUCAUUAAUUGCCUCUGUAUUUCUUCAAUAGGCAAAGAUGGAAAGGAUGGACAACAUGGUGGGUCAUGCAUUAACAUGCAACGAUUUUCCUUUAUUAUUAGGCUGCCUGUGAGGGUAACACCCAAAUUAUCAAGAAACGAGAAGCAAAUUCACACUGUUAAGCUUUUUACUUUUUCUUUUGAAAUAGAUGCUCCCAACAUUAUAAGCUGUGCUCCUAAAACUUUCAGCUGUGCACCUUAAAUUUCGGCAGCGCACCUAAAAAUUUACAUCUGGUAGCAAAAGCUCCCAAACUCAAAUUUAAACUUUGAGCCCUGUUAAAAAAAGUAUUUCAAACACCAAAAUUAAGCCAGUGUCACAUUUUAUAGCCAUAGAACGACAAUAAUUUUUGGAAUUUCCUGUUAGAUCAGAUUAGUCAUGUUAGUACUGUCAUGUCAUGCUAUACACUUUUGGUGGCAGAGGGAUGGGAGUGAGAUGUGGAAAUGUCCCAGUUGAAAAUAAUGCCAAUCGUUUCUUGCUCUAUCCCAUUCUCUGGGUUAGCAGUAGCUAUACACUCAAGCUGGUAAAAAGUGUAAAUUUUAUAAUCUACAGGUGUAUACUUCACAAAAUAGUAAUCCACUGCAUCAUGCAGUCGGCAGCCCAAUGAACCUUCACUAUAUGGGGUUCUUGUCACCAUUAACAUUAAUGCUGCAUUAUAGAUUAAGAAAUAAUUAGCCACCAUGGCCACUGGUAUAAUGAAGUGUUGCUUUUGAUUUGCAGGAAAAGAUGGACGUGAUGGAGUGAAUGGUGAUGUACAUUUUAUGUUCCUUUCAUUCUCAAAAUAAAUCUUAGCCAUGGUGCUCACUCUUGUCAUUUAUUGUAGUAACAUAUUUUUGCAACAUUUCUUUACCCUUCCAUCGUAGCUUGUUGUCUGUGUUCUACCCUAGCUUUUAAAUAAUCCAAGGCUGCGCUCCGCUAAGAAAAAUUGAUAGGAGCCCAGUGCUCUGUACCUGUGAAAUCCAGGGUACCAAGUGUAGGAUUUUUUUGAAAAAGCUAAGAUGUCCUAGUCAUCCAAGAUCAGUAAGUAAGGUGCCAGGGGCCACUGGUUGCUGCUAGAGAAUCAGCCCUGUAAUCUGAAUAUUACAUUUUGUUAAUUGUUUUGAACACAGGAAAAGAUGGCCGUGAUGGACGAGAUGGCAAUGGAAUAAAGGUUGGCCUUUCUUAAUGUUAAUGCAUUGUUUUCUCUUUUUGCUUGCAAAGUUCAGAAAUUAAACAAACCAGGGAACUGUAUAUCUCUCUCAGACAUGGUCUCUGUACUAGUGUGAAGAUAACAAGUUGCCAAAAAGAAGUUUUACCGUCUUAAACUAACAUUUUGAACCUUGAGGUAACUUAGAUUAGCUUAGCUACCCGCAGGCAUGUUAUUGUACGUACUCUUACUUCAAAACACAAUAAAAUAAAAUGUAAAAUGUAAAAAUGUACUUGAAAAUCUAGGCUUUUCCCUUUUCAGAGAAAGAAGAGGAAGACAUGAAAUAAUUUUAUAAAAAAUCAAUAGAGUAAAAUAUGUUUUUUUUUUGGAACAACCAACCUUAAGGGGCACUGUCACCAGAUGUAUUUGCAACAAUGGAAACAGGACAGAAAAAAUAAUUUUAGUCAUAUGUUUUCGUUGUUGCAAGUCUUAACGAAAAAGGAACAAGAUAUUUCUAAUCAUUCAUAUACUGCCUUAAAAAAUUGCCUGCUUGCCUGAAGUGGUUAAUUACAUUGCAUUUUUAUGUGAGUAUGACUUGUCAGUUCCUCUGCUCUUUAGUCAAUUGAGCUUGAAGUUACUUGCCUAGCUGGCACUUAAAGGGUGGGGAACUUGUCUCAAAACCUCCAUCUGAAAAUUUUUUUAGCCCUGUUUUUUUUUUACCUGUCUUUGAAGUUAAUAUCUUUUGGCAUGAGCCUGAUAAAUCCCGUCCCCACUGCCAAGGGGCCUGGAUCCAAAAUAUAAUAAUUAUAUUUUACCCAGGCCCCUUGGCAGUGGGAUAGGGGAUUUAUUGAUUUAAGACACUAUUAGGUACAAGGUAAGGUAGAGUAACCUUCCCUACCCUAUUCUAUGGUUAUACAAGGCACGUAGUCACUAAGCAGGUGUAUAUAUGUUACAGGUCAAAUUUGAUUUCAGGUUAUUUUUGAUUUAACCUAGGUUGAUUUUUUUAACCUAGGUUAUUUAUAACAUAGUGUUAUAUAGUCAUGCAGUAAGCCAUGUUACUGGUACAUUGAUAUGUUUGAACUAAACAAAAGGUGAACAAAAAGUGCAUUAAUAUGUGUUGACUUUUAAUUUUUAGUCAUUUUGUUACUGUAAAUAAAUAAACAUAUUUUAGUGGUAGCAAGUCCAUCAAGCGGUUCUUCACCUACCACAUUCAAAAAGCAAUGUGCCACCCCAUAACUGCAGCACCCAUGCACCAUCAUUUUUCUCCAUUAAGGCUGAAGUUUCUUAAAGGAUAAAUAAAAGAUGAAUAAAAAAAAUGCACUUUAUUUGAGUGUCAAUGUAUUUAGCAUGAAAGUGCUAAUUGGGGACAUUAUAUUUUAUGUCUCCUAAUGGAGACGGGACUGCCAUUUUACGUGGUCAUCGGAGGCACGUGAAGGUCCAGCCGCCUGCAGUGCAAAGGGAGUACCUUCAUUUCUCAGUUAUUUUAAGACCCUGAGUAUUUGUCCAGCCCCGGGAAUCGAACCCGCGACCUCCCGCUCUGCAGUCAAGCGCUCUACCGACUGAGCUAAUCCUGCUGUGGUAUAAAAUUAAUAGUAAUAGUCAUCUUCUAAGUUAUAGUGUUGUCAGUUUGGGUUUCACCUUGUAAAUAUCUAUGUUAGGGAGAAAAAGGAGAAACAGGGAAACCCGGAAGAGAUGGAAAUGCAGGUGUUAAGGUAUUAUAAAUAAAUGUACUGCUUUUCAAAUGGAGGUUUUUAGUUUCUGGAUCCAUACAUGUGUAUCUCUCCAUAAAACAUCAGUGGUCAUAUGGAGUGUAGUAAUGUCUUUUGUGUGUUUAAAUUUAGGUUGGACUAAGCAAAAUGAUCAAAAUUAUAACCAGACCAGUUAUCUUUAUUUUGAUCACACCACAGUAUAGAUUGUCUCUAUUUGUUAUUUACCAUCUUCAUCAUCAUCAUUGUCACUCCUUUCUCACAGUUAGCUUUAAUUACUUAUUGUUAUUGUUAUUGUUAUUGUUAUUGUUAUUGUUAUUGUUAUUGUUAUUGUUAUUGUUAUUGUUAUUGUUAUUGUUAUUGUUAUUAUUAUUAUUAUGUUUUUCUUCUUUCACAGUUCGUACUCUCCAGGGCUCUGACAAGCGCCCAGUCUCCUUGGGAGCAGCUGAGGGGAGUCUUUAUUUAAAUGGUAGACAGCACUUUUUGCAAAAUAUGGGCUGUGCCUAGAAGACUCAUCUUUGGGAGUUCUUUGAUAUUGAUGUUCCUAGUGAUUUUUUCCACGUAUUUUCCGAGGCCCGUUUUUAGUAGGCCAAGAGCUGCAAUAACUACAGACACAGUUUCUGUUUUAAGGCUCAUCCUUGAGACUUCGAUCUCUAAAUCCUUAUACUUUGAAAGCUUUUCAAUCACGUUGACAGAUGAUGAUGAUGACGAUGAUGAUUAUUAUUAUAUCUUGUUUAGCAGUUCUUACUGCUCAGAACUCCAAGGAGCUACCAGUUUCCUUGGGAGUGGCUGAGGGGAGGGGGGAGUCGUUAUUAUCUAGUUGGUGAAGAGCGCUUUUUGUAAAAUGUGGCUGAUCUUCUGGAGGUCCUCAACAUUGAUGUUUCCAGGGAUUCUUUUGACGUAUUUUCCCAGGCCCUUUGUAAGCAGGCCAAGUGCUCCUUAUUAUUUCUGUUGUAGGGGGUGAAAGGAGAACCAGGAAUGGAUAAAAACAGUAAUGGUGGUGUUAAAGUAAGUGUAAGUUUCAUGACCUUUUUUUGUCUGUAAGAAAGAACACUUUAACAACCUUAAUCAGUUCUCCAACGUGGAUUUACCUUCAAUCAAAUAUUUCUGGUUUUUUUUUUCUGCCAACUAAUUUUCAGUGUGCAAGACAAAAACGAAGGCACAUGCUUUAUCCAACACAGCGACACACACACCACUCAUUCAAUUUUCGUGUCCCUCACGCUUCUAAAUGUUACAUUCGGCCUGUUAGUAUGUCCGAGCUGGCGCUCGACUAAACUAACUAAACAGAUCGAAUUUUAUUUCUUUAUGGAUUCGUUUCUGGUAUAAAACAAGCACCGUAUGUAACUUUAAGUUUUCUUCUUGUAUCGCUACAGUAAAGGAUAAAGUGUUGAUCAGGUUUUGAAAUUCCCGAGCUCUUUGGCUAUCUAGCAGAAUAUUAAUAUAUGUUCAUUAUAAUUAUAAAUACUUUGUUUGAUAAGGGUGAAAAGGGAUCUCGUGGUGACAAAGGAUCCCAAGGAGAGAAGGGAUCACAAGGACAAAAAGGAAUUUCGGGAACGUGUGAUACAAAGGUAAUUAUUACCUCACAGCUCCCAGAUUUUCACUCUUUAGUGAUAAUUAUCCUUAUUACAAUAAGCCAUAUUAAUUUAAUUACCAUAAACUGCAUGCACGAUCUCUUCCUUUCGGGCCUGUUGUCUUUAAAAGGGAGAAGUGUACGUGAAUAAGCGGUAAAGUUGUGACACGUGACGGUGAGUAUCGAGGUUUUUAAAAAUCAAAUAAAAAUUAGCUUGCAUGUCCUACUAGUCUAAGGAAAGAGGAACAAAAUACAAUGUAAUGCCCGCAGUCUGCCAUAUAUGAUGUUAACGUAAGAUUAGCUCAAUGUCAUCUUGAAAGCAGGAGCCUUAUUACAUCACUUGGUGUCCGAUCAAGGGAGAUUUUCGUCAGAAAAAGUUAUCUGUACAGGUGUUCAACUCUGUUUGCACAUAUAACUACGAUCAUGUACAAUAGUCUUGGGACAUUAUUUGCAUUUGUGCAUUUCAAUUCACACAUACCCAACCCCUACCCCCACCCUACAAACAACGUUGGACGCGUGUCGGCGUGUAUCCAGAAUUUUUCCGAGUUUCAACAUUGUAUAGGGUGGGGGGAGGGAGAACUGCAAAAAAAUUUCGGAAAGGAUGCCCAACGUGUAUUUUAUAAGGGCUUCCAGAAAUUACAAAAUAUUAUGAAUACUGCAUCACUGCACUAGGACUUUUGUCCAGGAGUGUACAUUAGGAGAUUGUUAGCUUUGUUAUUUAUUUGUAUUUUGUUCUUACAACUUAUUUUGCGUUUUAGAGCAAAUCAGGGUGCUGUUUAACCGGUAAGGACAUUAUUUACUACUGUUGCUACGAUGUACAUUUACAUUGAUUCACUAGAAAGAAGAGUUUCCGAAUUUUAAGUUCAUAACACCGUGGCCCAUCUUUGGUCAUUGCAAAACCACAACACAUGAGUAAAUUCUUUUGUCGAUUAAUUCUAACUAGGUUUUUUUAUUGAUAUUAGUUGUUAACGGAGAUGUUCAUCCUUUUUUUCUUGUGCAAGACUGCUCUAUUGGACUCCACUUCUUUGAAAAAGUUCAAGAUCUACCAACCCGAGGAGCUGUAGGUGUGGAACAUUUCACCAUUGAUGGAAGUUUGUUUCUUGCUUUUGCGAACUAUCAUGGGGACAUUAAAAAAUACAAGACAAGUUCCAUGAUCUACAAGAUGGACAACUCAACUGGAAGAUUGUCUUUGUACCAGACCCUACAGACAAGAGGAGCUUUUGACCUGGAAUACUUUUCUAUCGCUAACAAACAUUUUCUUGCUGUCCCUACCCACUACGAUGGAGCAUACCGGGUGGAUUCUACAGUUUAUCAAUGGAAUGGAAAGCUGUUUGUCGACUUUCAGAAAUUAUCAACAAACGGAGCAAGCGACUUCACCUAUUUCAAGGUAAAUGGGGAUAGUUAUCUCGCAGUAGCCAACUACCAUGAUGGAAGUACCCAUUCUAUAAAGUCAGUUAUCUACAAAUGGAGCAGCGGCAAGUUUAACAGAUUUCAAGACAUAUCAACUGAAGGUGCCCUGGAAUGUGCGGCGUUUGUGAUAAACGGUGACACGUUCAUCGCUUUUGCAAAUCAUUACAACUCCCAACACAAGCAUUCUGUUCAGUCCACUGUGUUCAAGUGGUCAGGAGGUCGCUUUGUUAAACUGCAGUCUCUUCAGACUUACGGAGCGCACGAUGUGAAGUCUUUCAACGUCAACGGUCACACUUUCCUCGCUUUUGCCAACUACUACUCUGUAAGUAAGCACAAAACCGAUUCUUUCAUUUACAAGUGGAAUGGUAACAAGUUCGUCCUGUUCCAGUCCAUUCCUACUCGAGGAGCCAUCGCAUUGUGUCCAUUUGUGAUCAGCGGUCAAACCUACCUUGGUGUGGCUAAUCACUAUGGUGACAGUCAGAAGUACAACACCAAGUCAGUUGUGUACCAGGCCUCUGGAGCGCAGUUCAUCAAGUACCAAGAGAUUCCAACAAAUGGGGCGCGUGGUAUGACGUCAUUUGAGUACAAAGGUCAUACUUACCUUGCAGUGGCAAACUACUACAAUCGCCGGAAGCACAACAUAAACAGCGCCCUGUACAAGUGGAUUUAGAGCAGGAGGCCAUAAGGUCAGGUCCAAGCAAAGAAGAUAUUUUGUGUAGUGAAGAACUAAAACAUUCCAAUUGCUAAUCUUAGUAAUAACGGGAACUUUAAGCGUAAUAAUGUCUAUCCGUUGAGAAGGGGUUUUUAUAGGAAGGGACUGAUACAAUAACGUCAGUUUUUUGGUUGAUAUAGUGAAAUGUUAGGAAACAGCUUUAUUAUCGCGGCGAUUAGUUGCAAUAAAGAUGUGCUUGGAACACU
Messenger RNA from Porites lobata, 10070 nucleotides. The record is from the annotation of a GenBank genome assembly. NCBI's taxonomy places the organism in Eukaryota, Metazoa, Cnidaria, Anthozoa, Scleractinia, Poritidae.